This is a messenger RNA of Vitis riparia (riverbank grape), 4026 nucleotides long. RefSeq names its product cellulose synthase A catalytic subunit 3 [UDP-forming]. Bases 401 to 3646 code for a protein of 1081 amino acids. The record is from RefSeq and is a predicted model, not a curated record. NCBI's taxonomy places the organism in Eukaryota, Viridiplantae, Streptophyta, Magnoliopsida, Vitales, Vitaceae. Gene Ontology annotation, molecular function: cellulose synthase (UDP-forming) activity. Gene Ontology annotation, cellular component: plasma membrane; trans-Golgi network. The transcript is spliced from 15 exons. Gene Ontology annotation, biological process: plant-type primary cell wall biogenesis; cellulose biosynthetic process.
AUUUGUAUACUUUCACAUAAUAGAGAGAGAGCGUGUGGAGAGAGAAAUAGCUCUCUCAUUCCCCAUUUACUCAUAUUGUCCUCUUUAUUUUCUUCCUCUACAUUAUCGCCUUCCAACUGGGUGUCGGUGGUUUUGGAGUUUUGGGCUUCAUUUUUCGUGGGUUCGUCGAGAUCUGGCUCCGAUUUCGUCAGUUGGGGUCUGUUUUUGAGGAAUUCGUUUGGGUUCCUUGAGGAUUAGAGGAGAAUUGGAGUUUUGAGGUGGUCCCGAGAUCUGGGUCGACACUUGAGCAAUUUUCGGGGAAAAAACUUGCUUUUGAGGAGGCUUUGAAGUUCUCAGGCAUGCAUAGAUCUCGCUGAAACAGAGGCAUUUCACAUCUGAGCAAAGAGAAGAUCAGGUGGCAAUGGACUCUGAAGGAGAAUCUGGGGCCAAGUCCUUGAAGGGCCUGGGUGGUCAGGUUUGCCAGAUCUGUGGUGAUAAUGUUGGCAAGACUGUAGAUGGUGAGCCCUUUAUUGCUUGCGAUGUUUGUGCAUUUCCUGUAUGCAGGCCCUGCUACGAGUAUGAGAGGAAAGACGGGAAUCAGUCUUGCCCUCAAUGCAAAACCAGAUACAAGAGGCAUAAAGGAAGCCCUGCUAUUCGUGGUGACGGAGAAGAGGAUGGUGAUGUUGAUGAUGUUGUCGCUGAUAUCAACUACUCUUCGGAAGAUCAAAACCAGAAGCAGAAGAUAGCUGAGCGCAUGUUGAGCUGGCAAAUGACAUAUGGACGAGGGGAGGAUACAAACUACGAUAGAGAGGUUUCUCACAAUCACAUUCCCUUGCUCACAAAUGGAAUGGAUGUUUCAGGAGAGCUGUCUGCUGCUUCACCCGAGCGUCUUUCUAUGGCAUCUCCUGGAGUUGGUGGAGGAGGGAAACGUAUACACCCCCUCCCAUACACAGGAGAUGUCAAUCAAUCACCUAAUAUUAGAAUCACGGAUCCAGUGAGGGAGUUUGGUUCACCAGGAUUAGGCAACGUAGCCUGGAAAGAGAGGGUUGAUGGCUGGAAGAUGAAGCAGGAGAAGAAUGUUGUUCCACUGAGCACUGGCCAUGCCGCUUCUGAAGGCAGAGGAGCUGGAGAUAUUGAUGCAAGCACUGAUGUGCUUGUGGAUGACUCUCUCCUAAAUGAUGAAGCUCGGCAGCCUCUCUCAAGGAAGGUUUCUAUUCCAUCAUCUAGGAUAAAUCCUUACAGGAUGGUCAUUAUUCUGCGGCUGAUUAUUCUCUCAAUUUUCUUGCACUACCGGAUAACAAAUCCUGUGAAUGAUGCAUAUCCUCUGUGGCUGCUAUCUGUGAUAUGUGAGAUUUGGUUUGCAAUGUCCUGGAUAUUGGAUCAGUUCCCAAAAUGGCUCCCAGUAAACCGUGAAACAUAUCUUGACAGGCUCGCUCUAAGAUAUGACCGAGAAGGAGAGCCCUCACAGUUAGCUGCUGUUGACAUAUUUGUCAGUACUGUGGACCCUUUAAAGGAGCCACCUCUUGUAACAGCAAAUACCGUCUUGUCCAUUCUUGCUGUUGACUACCCAGUUGACAAGGUUUCUUGUUAUGUCUCUGACGAUGGAGCGGCUAUGUUGACAUUUGAAGCUUUAUCUGAAACAUCAGAAUUUGCACGAAAAUGGGUUCCUUUCUGCAAAAAGUAUAGCAUUGAGCCACGGGCCCCAGAAUGGUACUUUGCACUGAAGAUUGACUACCUGAAGGAUAAAGUUCAGCCAUCAUUUGUCAAAGACCGCAGGGCUAUGAAAAGAGAGUAUGAAGAAUUUAAGGUUCGUGUCAAUGGGCUCGUUGCAAAAGCACAAAAGAUUCCUGAAGAAGGAUGGAUCAUGCAGGAUGGUACACCAUGGCCUGGAAAUAAUACCAGGGAUCAUCCAGGAAUGAUCCAGGUUUUCUUAGGUCAAAGUGGAGGGCUCGAUACCGAGGGUAAUGAGCUGCCUCGGUUAGUCUAUGUUUCUCGUGAAAAGCGUCCUGGCUUCCAACAUCACAAGAAAGCCGGUGCUAUGAAUGCACUUGUUCGAGUAUCAGCUGUUCUAACUAAUGGACCCUUCUUGUUGAAUCUUGAUUGUGAUCACUACAUAAACAACAGCAAGGCAUUGAGGGAAGCUAUGUGUUUUUUGAUGGAUCCAAACCUUGGGAAAUCAGUUUGUUAUGUUCAGUUUCCACAGAGGUUUGAUGGUAUUGAUAGAAAUGAUCGAUAUGCCAACCGUAAUACUGUUUUCUUUGAUAUAAACUUGAGAGGUUUGGAUGGUAUUCAAGGCCCUGUUUAUGUGGGAACUGGAUGCGUCUUCAAUAGAACUGCUUUAUAUGGUUAUGAGCCCCCUAUCAAACCUAAGCAUAAAAAACCAGGGGUGUUUUCUUUAUGCUGUGGUGGAUCAAGAAAGAAGGGUUCAAAAUCCAGUAAGAAGGGCUCAGACAAGAAGAAAUCUAGCAAGCAUGUAGACCCCACUGUGCCAAUUUUCAAUCUAGAGGAUAUAGAGGAGGGUGUUGAAGGUGCUGGAUUUGAUGAUGAGAAGUCACUGUUAAUGUCACAAAUGAGCCUGGAAAAAAGGUUUGGUCAGUCUGCUGUUUUUGUUGCCUCUACACUUAUGGAGAAUGGUGGUGUCCCUCAAUCUGCAGCCCCAGAAACACUUCUUAAAGAGGCCAUUCAUGUUAUCAGCUGUGGAUACGAGGAUAAAACAGAAUGGGGACGUGAGAUAGGAUGGAUAUAUGGGUCUGUCACAGAAGAUAUUCUUACAGGAUUCAAGAUGCAUGCUCGUGGUUGGAGAUCUAUUUACUGCAUGCCCAAGCGCCCGGCCUUCAAAGGGUCUGCCCCUAUUAAUCUUUCAGAUCGUCUGAACCAAGUGCUUCGAUGGGCCCUGGGUUCUGUGGAAAUUCUUUUCAGUCGGCACUGUCCUAUCUGGUAUGGUUAUGGUGGAAGGCUAAAAUGGCUUGAGAGAUUCGCAUAUGUAAACACCACCAUUUAUCCAAUCACUGCCAUCCCUCUUCUUGUUUACUGCACUCUGCCAGCUGUUUGUUUGCUUACUGGAAAGUUCAUUAUUCCACAGAUCAGUAACAUUGCAAGUAUUUGGUUUAUAUCCCUCUUCCUUUCCAUCUUUGCUACCGGUAUAUUGGAGAUGAGAUGGAGUGGUGUUGGAAUCGAUGAAUGGUGGAGAAAUGAGCAGUUUUGGGUUAUUGGUGGCGUGUCUGCUCAUCUUUUUGCUGUUUUCCAAGGCCUGCUGAAAGUACUUGCUGGAAUUGAUACCAACUUCACUGUCACCUCCAAGGCUUCGGAUGAAGACGGGGAUUUUGCUGAACUCUACAUGUUUAAAUGGACAACUCUUCUCAUCCCACCCACAACGCUCCUCAUAAUCAACUUGGUGGGUGUUGUUGCAGGGAUCUCCUAUGCCAUCAACAGUGGCUACCAGUCAUGGGGUCCACUCUUUGGCAAGCUCUUCUUUGCCUUCUGGGUGAUCGUUCAUCUCUAUCCCUUCCUCAAAGGUCUGAUGGGACGCCAGAACCGAACACCCACUAUUGUUGUUGUCUGGUCGAUUCUCCUUGCUUCCAUUUUCUCGUUGUUAUGGGUCAGAAUUGAUCCCUUCACCACUAGAGUCACUGGCCCAGAUGUUGAGCAGUGUGGUAUCAACUGCUAGAGGGAAGACAACUGAAACAAUGAAAACCUCAACAUCUGUUUCUUCUCUCUGUACUAUAUGUGAGAGAAGAGGAGGUGGGAGUUACGGAAUCUCUCAUGUUUCUGCUGUACCUGUUUGGUUGUGGACUUCUUUUGUCCAUGUGAAGUUUACAUCAUGUGCAGAAUAUAGGUUUGGUCAAAUUCAUUUGUUGUUCCAUGAGUGACUAUAACGUUUGUCUUUCAAAAGAUAAACUCUGUUGUUGCGUAAAGUAUCUGAACAGACUGUGCCACAGCAAUUACCUUUUCUUGUGUAUUUAUUUGUCAAGACCAGAAGCAAUCAUGUAACUUAAUGCAUGUUUUCUCCUUACCAUUCAAUUAUAAUGCUCUUUCUGUGCAACUCCA